Molecule: messenger RNA, 4288 nt
Organism: Halichondria panicea
Lineage: Eukaryota; Metazoa; Porifera; Demospongiae; Suberitida; Halichondriidae
Product: protein NLRC3-like
Exons: 6
Coding region: 711-4190 (1159 amino acids)
Biological process (GO): intracellular signal transduction
Molecular function (GO): protein binding
Source: RefSeq, a predicted model, not a curated record
GAGUCUACUCUACUAUAUGAGAUGCAGAUCAAUGUACUCGAAUAGGCCUACUCUAGACUCUAGUAUUAUAGUGUAAGUGGUGGCUUUACUGAUUAGAUCCAGCUUUAGAUCUAUAACUAUUUAUUUAAUAGGUCUAUUUAUAUUAUAGCUUAGUUAAAUAAAGCCAGAAUGGCUUGUAGUCUAGGUUUAUAAUGGCCUGUAAUAAAAUAGCCUGUAGUAUAGCAUAGAUACAAGAGGAAGAGGAUUGGAAACGAGAUCACGUGCGCUAUCAAUCCUACAGUAUAUAAGCCCCAGAAUUGAUCCGCGUUUUAUGUAAAUGAGCAAAGUUUUAUGGCAAAGAAGACAUAUUUGGAGUGAUUCUUCGAUUACCAAGAUCUGCUGCAGCAUUGGUGGAGAAGAGAGCAAACCUGUGCUGAGAAAGAAUACCAGAUUGUGUACCUUACUAGCACCAUAGAUACAAUGCUAUAUCUUUAUUUAGCAAUAAGUAUUAUGCCAUUUUGUGGUUUGUGUGUACACUAUUAGUGUAAGCCACGCCCACCAUACUUUCGUCUAACAAGGAUAGUUUGUGCUAAUUGAGUUCACGUGACCUCGUUUCCAAUCCUUUUCCUCCUGUAUCUAUGAAUAUAACGAGGCUUGUAAAUGGCUUGUAGUUGUGUGUGUAUAGAACAAGCAGCAGCAAAUAAUUAUCGUCUCUCUCGUUUUCCACAUCAAUGACUUCCACAGGUGACGUAGAACUCAAGCUGGUUACAAUGCUGCAGUUUGUACGAAGUAUCAAAAGAAAGUACUCGGAAAGGCUUUUGAUAAGUCGAGAGGAGCAAUGGCCGCCUGUCAAGAGAGAUAAGUUGAUUAACUUGCAGCUGAUUGAAACAAGUAGAGCCGACUCUUUUGGUAGUUCUACUAACGAAGAGGUUAAGAAAACACCUAUUCACUAUGGGGAUUUAUUUUCUGGGAGAGAUGAUAAAAGGCCUGUAAAAAGAGUUUUGGUUGAAGGUCAUGCUGGGAUUGGGAAAACCACACUUUCGUUGACUCUUAGUGAAGGAUGGGCCGAGGGGAAGUUGUUGCAACAGUUUGACUGUGUUUUGCUUUUGCCUUUGAGGGAGAAUAAAGUUGCAACCGCUAAUUGUUUUUCUGACUUGUUAAAAUUGCUCCAUGCCAGUGAGAAUGUUCGAUCAGCUGUAGCUAGUGAGUUGUCUGAUAAUGAAGGGGAAGGUUUACUGAUCAUAGCUAAUGGUUGGGAUGAGCUAAGUGAGGCUGCAAGAUCUAAAGAUUCUUUUGUUUAUGAUCUCCUUUUUGGCUCCAUUGUACCAUUUGCGUCUGUCUUAAUAACCUCUAGGCCAUCUGUAUGCUCUGAUAUCCGUAGGCUGCCAUUAAUUAACCGGCUAGUUGCAGUGAUAGGUUUCGAUAAGCAAGGCGUCAAAGCAUACAUUAAAGCCGAAUAUGAGCAUAAUAUGGACAAAUAUUCCAGGCUUCUGAAACAAAUCGAAAGUAACCCGCUGUUGCAAAGUAUUUGUAGCAUACCACUUAAUUGUGCUAUCACCUGCCACCUUUGGGAAGUAUUAAACGAAGAGCUUCCUUUGACAAUGACUGGUUUGUAUACACAAAUUAUUCUUAGCGUUGUGUAUCGUGAUAUCAGAAAAUAUGAUGUUUUUGAUAUGACCUCCUUGAGUAAUUUCGAUUCGAUUCCAGAAAACCUUAAGUGUACUUGGUGGAAACUAUGUGAGUUUGCAUUUGACUCAAUAUGUGGUAAUCAAUUGGUAUUUUAUGCCAAUGAAUUAAAAAGCUUUUUUCCAGAUCUGCUUGUUGAAACUAAGAUGUCCUUGUUCGGUUUACUUCAAUUUUCCCCCUCAUUGCUACCUGUUGGGCAUGAAUUGUCAGUUAGUUUUCUUCACUUAACUUUUCAAGAGUAUUUAGCUGCUAUGCACAUAUUAACACUACCCGUGCUCAGACAGAUAACACUCUGCAGUGUGUAUGGUUCAGCUACUCAGUUUUCCAUGGUAUGGAGGUUCUUUUUUGGGCUCCUAUCUCUUAACGAUAAAAGUAGGAGCAUUGCUAAUAAGCGAACAUAUAAUCACAUCGAUAUUGAAGGAAUGUUGGCAAGCUUAAUGAAAUCUUUUACUAGUAAACAAAACACUUUGCUGUUUUGUCAUUGUGCAUUUGAGUACCAAGACGAGCACUUAACUUCACUCGUAGCAUUAAAAGUGAACGAAUUAAUUCAUGGGAAUUUUCCUAUAGCCCAAAAUGCCCUUGAUGGUGCUGCUAUGUUUAACAUGAUAGCCCAUACUAAAACAUGCUCUUCUUUGGUGCUCCGAUUUAAUGGGUGUGACUUAGGAGAUGACGGACUACAGCGGUUGACCACCAUUUUCUCAAAUGCUUGUGGAUCUCUCCAAGUAAAAAGACUUUACCUUAACAAAAAUCAGCUUACUAGCACGGGCAUUUCUGAGCUGUUUAUUAGAAGGAAGGCUUUUACCAUACUUGAGGAGCUUUGCUUGAGCAAAAAUCAGAUUGAUUACAGAGGCAUUCACAGCAUAUUUUGCUCUUCUGGUUUCAUGCCGUACCCUUCUUUGAGAUAUUUACGUUUGUCUCAUAAUCCUCUGUCUGUGGCUGGGUUUGAAAAAUUAGAGAAUGCUAUCCUAGCUGAUUCAACUCCUAAUCUAUACAGUCUUGAUCUAACAAAUACCAUGACAAUGGAUCCGAACAUCAAUGGUAAUAUGGUAGCUUCACUUAUGGAAGCGCUUUCAAUCAAGUGCCCUCGACUUGUUGCCCUUUAUUUGUCAAUGAAUAAUCUAGGUAUUCCUGGGGGAGCAGCAUUGGGGGAAAAAUUGCCGAGACUGACACAAAGAGUUGCCGAAUUUGAUUUGUUUAUAGAUGACACCCAACUCGGUGAUAAUGGUCUUGAUGCUUUCAUUAGCUCGCAAUCAGAGAACUGCCAUAUUUUUUCACUUGGAAUUAAACGCAAUGAAAUACACCAUCAAGGAUUAUCACUGCUAGCUGAGAAACUUCAUAGUGGGACCAUGAGUUGCAUUGUUUUAGAUCUAGUAGGCAAUCCCCUGGAAUGUGAGGGUGUAUUCCUUCUUUCGUCGCUAUUGGCCAAUGAACAUUGUAGAACACGUCACUUAUACCUCUCAUCAUGCCAACUUACUACAUCUUCUAGUCUUAAAGAAGAACAAAGCAAAAUUUCGCUAAUGGGAAACAUAAAUUGUCAAGUAAAGUCGUUGGAUCUUUCCGAUAACAAUUUUAGUGGCGAACGUGUUUACUACCUAGCAGCUCUGAUGAGUAAAUGCAUGUAUAGCCUAGAAAUUCUUUACACAUCGAAUUGCCAUCUCAAUUCGAAAGACUUACAAUUUCUUAUUAAGAUACUGAGUUCUGAUUCAUCGAAGAAAUUUGUCAAUUUGGGACAGUGGUAUAUCAAUGAUAAUGAUAUAGAUGAUUCUGGGGUGUGUACUUUGAUUGAAUCUCUGAAACUGCUUUUUCCACGCUUAACUGUUAUCGAUGUAAAUGGCAAUCGUAUUAGUCACAUAAUGAAAAAAAGGCUGGAAGAAUGUAACAAAAUGAUUCUUAAGGUGAUAUGUACAGAGUUAUUGGAGUGUGAACCGCAAAAUUCUCUCUCCAUACGGGUAAAACUUUUGGCGGAGUGGAAAACAACCGCACUUGUUCCAAGAGAUAAGAAUGUAAGAAAGGAAUUCUUUCGGAUGUGGGAUGACCUCCUUGCAUUGAUGUGCUGGCAGUUGGAAGACAUGGUUGAUGUUCCCUCUAUUGACACUACAUCUGUUCAAAAUGAACUAACAUUAUCUCUAAGCACAAUGGACUCUACUACUACAUGUACAAGUCAACAAAACCAAGAAGCUGUGGAUACUUCUGCUAAUACUGCUCAAGUUAUGCCCACACCCAAAAUUGUUCUGAACGCCCGUGACCAUCUGAGGGAAGCAAAGACAGCUUUAUGGGAUGUGAGGGCCAAAUGGCGCAGCUUCGGCCUUGAGCUGGGAGUGGACCCCUAUACAUUGGACUCCAUUGCCGUGAAAUAUCAAAACAACCCUGACGAGUGUCUCCCUCAGUUGCUGCAACACUGGAUGGACAGUGACAAAACGGACCCCACCUGGGAGAGGGUAGUCUACGCCCUCAGGGCUAGGCCUGUUGGGUUUACACAAUUAGCUCAAACUCUUAAAAAUAAGUACAAUCUAGAUCUACCAUAGUGUCAUUUGUUUCACAUUUUGUGUUGUUUUCAUUAUUCAAUAGUGCAAUGUUAUUUUAACUGACUAAACAAAACAUGAAAUGUUUAUAUAAACAAGAA